Ostertagia ostertagi is the source of this 2739-nucleotide messenger RNA. The record is from the annotation of a GenBank genome assembly. NCBI's taxonomy places the organism in Eukaryota, Metazoa, Nematoda, Chromadorea, Rhabditida, Trichostrongylidae.
AUGGAGAAGUUAUUACGUUCUCGGAUCCUCUCCAGCAGCGAAUACGUCGGAGUAUUUGGUCCAAUACUGGGUGUGAAACUCUCUUUGCCAGAACACAUGAUGGAGUUUGAUGUCGAGAAACGACAACCUAUCAGUGGCGUCUCGGCAAUAAUUCUCGAUGAGAGGCUUCAGCUAGUGGAAGAAGCGAUGCUAGAAAUGGGGGUUCUGUCAAUAGGGCUGCUGGCCGAAUCUCUCGAUGCAAACAAGGACAUCCACAAAUCUCCUCCCGUUGCCAACGAGGACAUGGCCAGAUUGAUCAAAGUGGACUACAGCUUUGAAACAGAAUCGGUUCUCUAUGAUGUGGUGGAGAAUAAACCGAAGGCGCCGACGACAUAUGUGGCCGGAAACUUCUCCUUCGAAUCGCUUCACCAUGAUCUCGAGGGCGGGAUGCUGGGAAGGUACCGGCUGACAGUUUGUAAGACCGGCAAUUGUGGCAACGUGCCGGACAUCUAUGUGUCAUUCGUCCAGGGAGGAAACAAUAUUCAAGAAGUUCUUUACGAUGCCACGCAAUUUCCUAACGAGAAGCCCAGGUGGAAUUUUAUCUUUGCUAUAAUAAACACCAUUUAUACGCCCGCCGAAAAUGGAGCAGGUGAUGACCAAUUCGUGGACACUGUGUACGGAAAAUGUCAAGUGCAGUUCGGUAGACCUGAAGACAAGCGAUUCCGAAGAAAAAUUAACAACUGCGAGAUUAAAGGAGAAGUGAACUUCACUCGCAUAGAUGGUCUACAACCUGUGCUGUACGAACAAGACGUUUCCUAUGUGCAGAACACAAAAGUCGACGCCGAUAUCGUGAUCAUUGAUGCUGUUGAACUGCUAAGAUUCGGCACACCUCUGCAUAAUAAAUGGGGAUUCACGCUUGAGAGCAGGACCCAUGUCGAGAUCACGAAUCGAACCAUGAAUUACGUCCCUCGACACUGCAAUUCGGAGACGACUACAGCAGCCGUUUGUGCAAGCGAGAAAUUCGGAGCCUUGUCUGACGAAUUUGGAGAUUUUGUUAACCUCGCAGCGCAUUUCCUGAGGUUACUAGCUACUCAAGAACGAUUCACUCCAAAAGUCUUAUUUCAGCUGGCCGAUUUGGUUUCCAAGUACCGCAGUCAUUUGUUCGAAAUGGGUGAUUCGCACACUUGUGAGAAGCAUUCGACGAUGUUUGCUGAAAUCGUACAGGAAGGAAGGCGGGCAAGUGAGCAGGACUGGAAAGCGGUGUUGAUGCAUCCUGAGAAUGACCACCAUCGCUUGAAAAUUGCUCGUGAAGUACUGCUUGCCCAGGGACCCGAAUUCCUGGACGAUUAUCUGCUUGGAGCUGCCCACACUACAAGCAAUGAUGAGAAAUGGCAUAAGCAUUUGAUGUACUGGAUGUCGACGGAAGGAACAGGAGGAUGGCUGAGCUGGAAGUUAGCUCAACACAUAGUUGCGAGAUUUAUCGCUGAUGUCAGCGCAUGCAAAACAGAGGAUUGCUAUGUGAAAUCACUGGAGGUGCUCCAGAACAUCCCAAUAUCGGCAUCGUUCGAACUUGCCCGAGGAUUCCUUUGUACUUCCAAUCACAGCGUGCCCGUUCAAACUGCCGCUUUACAAGUGAUCAGAGCCGCCAGUCCAACACUUUAUGACUCUAAGUUGGCCAACACCCUCAUCAGACUAUUCCGCAACGUUUGUCCCCAACCAACAACAACUGGCGAGUCGCAACUAGCCAUCGACAUUCUUGUCAGAUGUAUUCCUGAACAGCAACAUGUUGCAACGAUGCUUCUUCGUACGGAAACACUGAAUCCAGAUGAUCCUGAAAAAUGGCAGUAUUAUUUUUAUAAAGCUGUCCAAAGUAGUGGACAGAGGGAUGAGUUGAAGGAGGAAGUCUGGCGCCAAAUGCGAAAAUUCAAAGUUUUCCGACCAAAUUAUGCACAACGUGCUUUGAUUGCCGAUUCACAUGCACGUUGGCAGGAAAUCGCUGAUGUUGAUGGAUACAGAUUGCACUCAACAUCGGAGGUUGAGUUCGAUUACGGAGUUUUCAAGCGAUCAAAUUUUGAGAUUGGUUUGAAGCACGGUAAAGUCGACGAAAAUCUCUUUAAGGGCACAACUGAGCUCAUGGCUGCGGUAUGGAACGCUGAUGGACAGACAGUCAAGGCUCUUGAGGGAUUUCUGCUACAACUACCAAUUUUCUAUUUACUUACUUCAUUGACUAGAAAAAAGUUGUCUACUGUCCUCUACAGUGAGGAUUCUCGCGUUACCGGCAAUGUGAUGCUGCGGGACACCACCAUUACGCUACCGUUGCUUUCCGGACUCACUGUUGAGGUCUCGUCAAGUGGAGCUCUCUCGUUCAAAGUGCUAACCUCUGCAGCCGUUUCAAUUUUCAAUCAACAGUCUUUAGCGGAGCUAAAUACUAACAUAUCAAUGGGGCUCAAUUCACGAGCUUCUUUACUGCAUCAUGGAGAGGCAGUACAUACUCUUCGUUCCAAUGUGGCCGUCUUGACAACAGUGGGAGCAGAGUCGGACGCUCGAAUUGGUCAACUUCCCUUUGACUUCUGCGUAACGGUCCAACGAGACACAACAAAGCUAAGCUUCGAGUCAAUAAACGAAAUUCCGAAAAAGCCACGGAAGCGUACAACGAUAACAGCGACAAGGACGUUCCCGGGAGUGACCUACAGACUUGACGACAACGUCACGAAACAGUGCAACAAAUUAUAUGGAAAGAACGUGGAACAUUCCGAAUAA